AUGCAUCCCCGAAUCCUCUCACGCGUCCUUAAACCCCCCCAAUCACUCCCCAGGAUCACCCCCAGACUGAGUCCCGUCGUCUCCGGUACCAGCGAGCCGGUGGUGACCACGCACACGCUCAUCAGGUCGGAUCUGAGGUUGAGGUCGAGGUCAAGGUCGAAGCCACCACGGCCAUGGACGUUCCAGCAGCGUGGCAUUCACGGCGGUGCUGAAGAGACUUGUGACACUGGUGAAUACACGUGCAAAACUGCUACUACUGCAGCAGCAGCUCCUUGUCGCACACCGCAGCGGGAGCUUCGCGCGACGCCAAAACCCCUCAAUUCUUCCUCCAAUCAACGCCCCACGCCCGCUUCUGACAUCAUGCCGAGCGCCGGCGCAAAGCUGGGGCCGUCGCACAUGUCCGUCCGAAAUUUGUCGUCGCAGCCGCAGGCCCAGCGGCACAAACAGACGACGACGACCCUAGAAAAUAGUGUCACGGUAAAGAUUGACGGCGGUGACGGUGUUCGUGCGGCUGCAGUAGACGCAGCUUUGGCAGACGCAGGAGCUUCACGAGACGAACAGCCCGAGAAUACCUCGUCUCAGUCUCCCGCCGCCGGUGCUACCACCACCACCAACCAGCCUCCUCGACGAAAGGCAUAUUUAGCUAGGCACCUAAUCGACAUCGACACCAUGGCCGAGACCAGAGAACCCAAACGCGCGCGCGUGGCCGCAGACCCGGCCGAGCACCUCCCAGCCGGCAUCACAGAGACCCAGGAAGAGCUCAAGGAACAAUGGUUCGUGGGCAGCAUAGACCAAGGCACGACCUCGACGCGCUUCCUCAUCUUCAACGGCCUCGGCGACCCCGUGGCAAGCCACCAGAUCGAGUUUGAAAACCACUACCCGCGCUCCGGGUGGCACGAGCACGACCCCCUCGAGCUCCUCUCCUCGGUCGAAGAAUGCGUCGAAAAGGCAAUGGCCCAGUUCGCCUCCCAGGGCCACUCCCCGGCCGACAUCCGUGGCGUCGGCAUCACCAACCAGCGCGAGACCACCGUCCUCUGGGACGUCCGCACCGGCGAACCCCUCCACAACGCCGUCGUCUGGCCCGACACCCGCACCACCUCCCUCGUCCGCGACCUCCGCGCCCGCCCCGGCGCCGACGCCCUCCAGGACCUCUGCGGCCUACCCCUGUCCACCUACCCGUCCUCCGUCAAGCUCCGCUGGCUGCUCGACAACGUCCCCGCCGUCCGCGAGGCCUACGACGCGGGACACCUCGCCUUCGGCACUGUGGACUCGUGGCUCAUCUACCGCCUCAACGGCGGCGCGGAUAAGGGCGACGCGGCCGUCCACGUCACCGACUCGACAAACGCCAGCCGCACAAUGUUCAUGAACCUCCGCACCCUCCAAUACGACGACACCCUCCUCUCCUUCUUCGGCAUCGACCCCGCCAAGAUCCGCCUCCCGAAAAUCGUCCCCUCCUCCGACCCGACCGCCUUUGGUUCCUUUGCCCGGGGCGUGCUCAAGGGCGUGCCCAUCGCCGGCUGCCUGGGCGACCAGUCCUCCGCCCUCGUCGGCCAGUGCGGCUUCUCCCCCGGCCAGGCGAAAAACACCUACGGUACGGGCUGCUUCCUGCUCUACAACGUCGGCGACGAGCCCGUCAUCUCAAAGUCGGGUCUCCUGGCCACCGUCGCGUACGACUUUGGCAAAGGCAGGAAGCCCGUGUACGCCCUCGAGGGCAGCAUCGCGGUCGCGGGCUCGGGCGUCAAGUUCCUCGUCAAGAACCUCUCUUUUGUUGAGGACUCGUCUCGCAUCUCGGAGCUGGCCGAGACGGUACCGGACAACGGCGGCGUCGUCUUCGUGACGGCCUUUAGCGGCCUCUUUGCGCCGUACUGGAUCGACGACGCCAAAGGAACCCUGUUCGGCAUCACAGCGCACACCCAAAAAGGCCACAUUGCCCGCGCGACCCUCGAGGCGACGUGCUACCAGACAAAAGCCAUCCUCGACGCCAUGGCUACCGACUCGGGCCACGCCCUCGAGAACCUCGCCGUCGACGGCGGCCUCUCCAACUCGGACCUCUGCAUGCAGUCCCAGGCCGACAUCAGCGGCAUCCGUGUGGACCGCCCCGCCAUGCGCGAGACCACGGCCCUCGGCGCCGCCAUCGCCGCUGGCCUCGCUCUGGGCGUCUGGAACGAGCUCGAGGACCUCAAACACGUCAACCAGACGGGGCGCAAGAUCUUCACGCCCUCGCUCGACAAGGAGACGAGUCAGAAAAUGUUUAAAAAGUGGGAGCAGGCCGUCGAGAUGUCGAGGGGUUGGGUGCGUGAUAAUGUCGAGUAA
Colletotrichum orchidophilum is the source of this 2313-nucleotide messenger RNA. Its product is annotated as glycerol kinase. The record is from RefSeq and is a predicted model, not a curated record. NCBI's taxonomy places the organism in Eukaryota, Fungi, Ascomycota, Sordariomycetes, Glomerellales, Glomerellaceae. The transcript has 3 exons. Bases 1 to 2313 code for a protein of 770 amino acids. Gene Ontology annotation, biological process: triglyceride metabolic process; glycerol-3-phosphate biosynthetic process; glycerol metabolic process. Gene Ontology annotation, molecular function: glycerol kinase activity. Gene Ontology annotation, cellular component: mitochondrion.